Messenger RNA from Onthophagus taurus, 6497 nucleotides. NCBI's taxonomy places the organism in Eukaryota, Metazoa, Arthropoda, Insecta, Coleoptera, Scarabaeidae. The record is from RefSeq and is a predicted model, not a curated record.
UUUCUGUGGAUACGUCAAAUUGUCAAAUAGUAGUUCGGGCGGAGACCGAAAAUACUUGGAGUAUUACCCGUUUCGUCGGGUGUACGAUGUAAAGGGCGAGGGUAAAUAGUGCCGUUCCGUUCCGUUUACGGGUGGUGCGUCUGUAAUGCUUAUAAGUGGCCGAAUAUGGAGGCAGGAACAAUGUUAAAAAGAGAACUUUGCGUUUGUUAUGGACUCAAAUGCUGCAUAUUCACCAGGGUUGCAGUAUGAGCUUAAGGAGGUUGCAGCCGGCCAUUUGUACCCGUUGGAUCAAGGGGGGCUUGCUGGGUGUCCAUGGAAGCUGCGGGGCGGCGAUCAAGUUAGUGCAAAACCGGCCGCGAUGAGUACAGUGGGUGGUGGGGUGGCCAGCCCAGGGCAGCCGGGGGCCAGGACCCCCACUGCCCCCAAGAGACCCAUCCGUAGAGGGGGGAAGCCCCCGCCGGACAGGCCGCAGAGGGCGCUCUUUUGUUUGCAUCUGAAAAACCCGGUCAGGAAGCUCUGCAUAGAUGUUGUCGAAUGGAAGACCUUUGAAUAUUUAAUUUUGGUAACAAUUUUCGCCAAUUGCGUUGCCUUAGCCGUCUACACGCCGUUUCCCAAUGGCGAUUCGAACGACACCAACGCCGUUUUGGAGAAGAUUGAAUAUAUAUUUUUAGUAAUUUUCACGGCCGAAUGCGUCAUGAAGGUCAUUGCUUACGGUUUCUUACUGCAUCCGGGUGCUUACUUAAGGAACGGAUGGAACUUGCUAGAUUUUAUGAUAGUUGUAAUAGGAAUGAUAACUACGAUAUUGACUAAUCUUACAAAAGACACAUUUGACGUUAAGGCUCUUAGAGCGUUUCGGGUACUAAGACCAUUAAGAUUAGUAUCAGGGGUACCCAGUUUGCAAGUCGUACUUAAUUCCAUACUUCGUGCCAUGGUGCCUUUAUUACACAUCGCUCUGUUAGUACUAUUUGUUAUCAUCAUUUACGCCAUUAUCGGGUUAGAAUUGUUCUCAGGAAAACUCCACAACACUUGUCUAGAUAACAAAACAGGAAAAUUCAUGGACGAACCACAUCCUUGCGGUGAAUCUGGGUUUCAAUGUAAAGAACUUGACUCAGACAACAGCUUUUACAUAUGCGAUGAUAACGGAACUUGGGAAGGUCCUCAUUACGGGAUCACUAACUUCGACAAUUUCGGCUUGUCGAUGUUAACAGUCUUCCAGUGUAUUACACUAGAAGGAUGGACUGAAGUUUUAUACAACAUUCAAGAUUCUCUCGGGGGAUCAUGGCAAUGGUCCUAUUUCGUAUCCAUGGUUAUAUUCGGAGCCUUUUUCGUUAUGAAUCUUAUUUUGGGUGUACUCAGCGGAGAAUUUUCCAAAGAAAGGGAAAAAGCUAAAGCGAGAGGCGAUUUUCAUAAAUUACGCGAGAAACAACAGAUCGAGGAGGAUCUUCGCGGUUAUCUCGACUGGAUCACGCAAGCCGAAGAUAUCGAACCGGAAGGAGAGGACCAAGUGAACCAAGAAACGAAAGUAAAAGCGCCCAACGAAAUGGAAAGUACGGAUCAGUUGGGGGAAGAAACCGAGAUUCAACAAGAAUCGUGGUUUAAAAAACGAAAAAAGGAUUUUGAUAGAAUUAAUAGGAGGAUGAGGAGGGGUUGUCGAAAAGCUGUUAAAUCGCAAGUUUUUUAUUGGCUUAUUAUUAUUUUGGUGUUUUUAAACACGGCGGUGUUAGCCACGGAACAUUACGCUCAACCUAAUUGGCUGGACGAAUUUCAAGAAUACACAAAUAUGUUCUUUAUCGCCCUAUUUACUUUGGAAAUGUUGUUAAAGAUGUACAGUUUAGGUUUUCAAGGUUACUUCGUAUCAUUAUUUAAUCGUUUUGAUUGUUUCGUUGUUAUUGGCAGCAUCACCGAAACGGUGUUAACUCGAACGCAAAUAAUGCCUCCUUUGGGCGUUUCUGUACUGAGAUGUGUUAGACUAUUACGGGUGUUUAAAGUUACAAAGUACUGGCGAUCGUUAUCUAAUUUAGUAGCAUCGCUAUUAAAUUCCAUACAAUCGAUUGCGUCGUUAUUGCUACUAUUGUUUUUAUUCAUUGUUAUAUUUGCCCUGCUGGGGAUGCAAGUCUUUGGCGGGAAAUUCAAUUUCGAUAAAACGAGCCCAAAACCGAGGUCCAAUUUUGACAGUUUCUGGCAAAGCCUACUCACCGUCUUUCAGAUUUUAACAGGUGAAGACUGGAACCAAGUAAUGUAUGAUGGCAUCCAAGCUUUCGGCGGAGUUCAAGGUCUAGGAGCUUUGGCGUGUAUAUAUUUUAUAAUCUUAUUCAUCUGCGGUAAUUAUAUACUGCUAAAUGUCUUCUUGGCUAUCGCCGUGGACAAUUUAGCCGACGCAGAAUCAUUAACAGCGAUUGAAAAAGAAGAAGAGGAAGCAGCUGAGAAUCAAAAUAAAUCAAAAAGUCCUACUCCUGUUGACGAGGAGUUAGAAAUUGAUGAUAGAAGCCUAGAGGAAGAUCUUGAUGAUGUGCAAUAUAACUCGGAGAGGGAGGAAGAUGAGGAGGAAAUUGAAUCAGAAACAAAAGUAAACAUUGACAACGAAGAAGAAGAGGCGUACGAAGAACAAGAAAGCGUUGAACAGGAUGUCGAGCAAGAUACCGUUGACGCGCGACUUCGACGUAUGUCUGAGGUUAAAAACAACGCGCAGAAAGUGCCUAUUCCUCCGGCCACGUCAUUCUUCGUGUUUUCCCAAACGAACAGGUUUCGCAUUUUCUGUCACUGGUUGUGCAAUCACAGCGUGUUCGGGAACGCAAUUCUGGUGUGCAUCAUGGUAUCAUCCGCUCUUCUUGCGUUAGAAGAUCCUAUAGACGCCGACUCCACCCGAAAUGCCAUUCUGCAAUACUUCGAUUAUGUAUUUACGAGUAUAUUCUCGUUAGAAUUAGUACUGAAGACUGUUUCAUGUGGGGUAAUUCUACAUGACGGUGCCUUUUUGAGAUCUGCGUUCAAUGUGUUGGACCUUGUUGUGGUGAUGGUGUCGAUCGUGUCUAUAUUUAGCAAAGCGGAUUUGUCGGUGGUGAAGAUUUUGAGGGUACUGAGGGUGUUGCGUCCGCUAAGGGCAAUCAAUCGAGCUAAGGGACUGAAGCAUGUAGUCCAGUGCGUCAUAGUUGCCGUUAAAACCAUCGGAAACAUUGUGCUGGUCACCUGUCUUCUGCAGUUCAUGUUUGCUGUUAUUGGAGUGCAAUUGUUCAAGGGAAAAUUUUCGUAUUGCACGGAUCGUUCGAAAUUAACACCCUUAGAGUGCAAUGGAACGUACUUAGUUUUUAAAGACGGUGAUACAACAAAGCCCGAAAAAGAAGAACGAAUGUGGGCUACGCAAAAAUUCCACUUCGACAACGUGGCUAAAGCCAUGUUAACGUUAUUCACGGUGUCAACGUUUGAAGGGUGGCCAAAUUUGUUACAUUACUCCAUCGACUCUAACGGCGAAGAUAAGGGACCAAUACAUAAUUACCGACCCAUCGUGGCCGUUUAUUACAUUAUUUACAUCAUCAUCAUUGCGUUCUUUAUGGUGAACAUCUUCGUUGGUUUCGUUAUCGUUACGUUCCAAAACGAAGGUGAGCAGGAAUACAAGAACUGCGAAUUAGAUAAGAAUCAACGUAAUUGCAUCGAUUUUGCGCUCAAAGCCAAACCGGUUCGACGGUAUAUACCCAAACAUCGGAUACAAUACAAAGUCUGGUGGUUUGUUACUUCCAAACCUUUUGAGUAUACAAUAUUCGUUCUUAUUCUUUUAAACACUAUAACUUUGGCUAUGAAGUUUCACGGUCAGCCAACCGAGUAUUGCGAUGCAUUGAAUAUUCUUAAUAUGAUUUUUACGGCCUUUUUCGCAUUGGAGUUUGUUUUUAAACUUGCUGCGUUUCGAUUUAAGAAUUAUUUUGGUGAUGGUUGGAACAUAUUUGAUUUCUUAAUAGUUCUCGGAAGUUUCAUUGAUAUAAUUUGUUCUGAAGUUAAAAAGGAUUCAUGUACAAAUAAAGUAAGAUGCGGUCUUUUAUUUGCUACUUAUAACUUGAAAACUUAUUUUAGUUUGAAAGGAAGUUUCAUCCCGAUCAAUUUUCUUCGAGUUUUCCGAGUAAUGCGAAUGGUAAAGUUGCUGAGUAGAGGAGAAGGUAUCAAAACUUUGCUUUGGACGUUUCUAAAAUCGUUUCAAGCUUUGCCUUACGUCGCAUUGUUGAUUGUAAUGUUGUUCUUUAUUUAUGCGGUAAUAGGGAUGCAGAUGUUUGGGAAAAUUGAUACUGAUCAAAACGAUAGCUCCAUAGAUCGAAACAAUAACUUCUCGUCUUUCUUCCAAGCGGUGCUGGUGCUGUUUAGAUCGGCUACGGGGGAGAGUUGGCAAGAAAUAAUGUUGGACUGUGCGGGACCGGAAAUACCAUGUGCCAAGGAAGUUAAAAACCAGACCAAAUGCGAUUCCGUAAUAGCGUAUCCGUAUUUUAUUUCAUUCUAUGUUUUAUGCUCUUUCCUAAUCAUCAACUUAUUCGUCGCCGUCAUCAUGGAUAACUUUGAUUAUUUAACUAGGGAUUGGUCUAUACUCGGCCCGCACCAUUUAGACGAAUUUAUUCGACUUUGGAGCGAAUACGAUCCGGACGCAAAAGGUCGCAUAAAACACUUGGACGUGGUAACGCUUUUGCGAAAAAUAUCACCACCUCUAGGAUUCGGAAAGCUAUGUCCUCAUCGCGUGGCUUGCAAACGAUUGGUUUCGAUGAAUAUGCCGCUGAAUAGCGAUGGAACAGUGUUGUUUAAUGCAACUUUAUUCGCCGUCGUUAGAACGUCGCUGCGAAUAAAGACGGAGGGAAACAUCGAUGAUGCCAACGCUGAACUUAGGACUGUUAUUAGAAAAAUAUGGAAAAGAACUAGUCCUAAGCUUUUAGAUCAAGUCGUUCCUCCGCCGGGAGUUGAUGACGAGGUUACGGUGGGGAAAUUCUACGCUACUUUCCUCAUUCAAGACUAUUUUAGGAGAUUUAAAAAGAGGAAAGAACAAGAGUUGAAAGAUGGAGAUAAAGAAGCGCAUAAUACGGUUACUUUACAAGCUGGAUUGCGUACUUUGCACGAAGCCGGGCCGGAAUUGAAGAGAGCUAUUUCUGGAAACUUAGAUGAAUUGAUCGAUGACAAUCCUGAACCAAUGCACAGGAGGAAUCAUUCGCUGUUUGGUAGUGUUUGGUCAUCGAUGAGAAGAGGGCAUAGUUUUAAUAGAGCAAAGUCUUUGAAAGUAAAUUCAACUCAAAUCAAAAUAACACCCGCUUCUAGCGCCGAUUUUCUUCAUUAUAACUCCAAUCAACGGUUAACAUCGGAUAGGAUGAAUCACGUGUCUAAGCCUGUGGCCAAUAGGUCAGUAGCCUCGUUACAUCAAGAUGACGGAAUGGACGAGGAAAUACCGUUGAGGUCAUUGACGAACGUAUACAAUGGGGAGCUAGAAAAAAAUAACUACCAAGUUAUCGAUCUGCAGGGCGACCACACUGAGCUGAUGCCGCCAACGCCACCACCGCGACGCGUGUUGCGCAGCUUUGGAGGUCUGGGGUUGGGCCUGACACUCGGGAGCAGUUGCAUGCAGUCCGUGCCGCCAUCGCCUGUGCGUCAGCGGGGCCCCGGCGCCGCCGGCUCCGGUUUCGGCCGGAUCGCAAGCGGGCUCAAGCUAGCCCAAGCACAAGCUAUGGCUGUAGCGGGCUUCCUACCAGAGUCCCAUCCAGAGCCGCUUUGUUGGCCGGGCGCAUCUGAAGAGGGCAUCGCACGCCAUUCGCAUUGCGCCAUUUUAAAUCACAGGGCUUCCUUCCAUGGCAGAGCGACUGGUGAAUCAAACGGUCACGUGGCAUCGGAAAGGCUGUCCCAUUCGUUGCCCGGAAGUCCAUCCGAUCGGAAAGUCACCUCUUUCGAGGUGAUAGGAUCUGCCGAGAGUCUGGUCGGACGGAUUUUGGCCGAACAAGGCCUGGGUAAGUACUGCGAUCCAGACUUCGUACGAUACACGUCGAAGGAAAUGCAAGAAGCCCUGGACAUGACGCAAGAGGAGAUGGACCGUGCCGCGCACAGCCUGCUACAGCAGGAAAGAAGCAUGGCGAAUACGCACACACCCCUACAGAGACAGCAAAAUUUAUAGCAGAGGCCAACUGAACCCGUAGCGGUUACGUAACCCAGCCAACAUACCAAGUGCCUGAGAUUUUCUUCUGGUCCAAGAAGACUAAUAAUAAUGAUAAUAAGUAAUAAUAACACACGCAAUGAUGACGAUGAUUAUUAUUAUUGUUUCAUUUGUACCGUGUAGUUUUUUAAUCUUUACUUGAGAAAGAAUGAGCAAAGCAAACGGCGUUGCUCGGCGGAUUUUUGUUUCGUUCCAUUGUACAGGGUGUUUGAAAAAGGUUACUUGAAGGGGAUGCGUAACUAAGAAAAUAUGUAAUUAAAAAAAACUUUUUGUAAUAUCCGAUGUGUCAACAAACUAUUAUAAAAAAAAGUAAAUCCUAUUCAUUCAUAUGACCUCA